This is a messenger RNA of Lethenteron reissneri (Far Eastern brook lamprey), 973 nucleotides long. RefSeq names its product androgen-induced gene 1 protein-like. The record is from RefSeq and is a predicted model, not a curated record. Gene Ontology annotation, cellular component: endomembrane system; membrane. Lineage: Eukaryota; Metazoa; Chordata; Hyperoartia; Petromyzontiformes; Petromyzontidae.
ACAAGAGGAACAAAAAGAAUCCAUGGCUGGCCGCUUGAACACCUUGUGGCUCCUAGCGCUGCACGCAGCCGUCACGGGGUGGUACGGCACCACCGUAGCCCUCCACGUGGACAACACCGGCACGCUGCCAGGCGGCUCGCUGAGCUACGGAGGCCAAUGGAAGUACCUGACCUUCAUCGACUUGAUUCUACAGUUGGUCUACUUUGGUCUUUGCGUGUUGGUCGAUAUUUUGGCACUCACCCAAGGAAAAGGAAAAGAGAUGAAGGUCUUGCAAACAUUGACGCAACUUCGAGACACCAUUUUUGCCACCCUGGCUUUUCCUCUGGCAGUGUUUGUAAUGACCUCAAUCUGGACAAUUUAUGGCAACGAACAUAAGCUGGUGUACCCGAAGAAACUGAACGUUGUUGUACAGCAGUGGCACGAUCACGCGAUGCACACCACCAUUGUACCAAUAGUGCUGGUAGAGAUGUAUGUAACACGACACGUGUACCCUUCCAAGAAGGCAGGCAUAGCGACUCUUGCGGCUUUCUUCAUCACCUAUGUGUCAUGGAUUAUCUGGGUUAAACAUUACUCCAACAUCUGGGCGUACCCAUUUCUGAAUGAAAUGAGCUUCGAAUCCAGGGUCAUGUUUUUUUCUUCUUCAUUCAUGCUUGUGAUUGGAUUUUACAUCGUGGGAGAGAAGUUAAACAAUGUAUUUUGGGUUGUGGAGAAAAUAAGCAAGGAAGAUGAAUACAAAGGCUAACCAGCUUUCAUAAUCAGCAAUCAAUGUCUGCUGGUAACGGUAAAGCAAUGGACAAGGAGGCAACAUUAACCACACAACCACGUGUGUGCAACACAGUGGACUGCAGGGACACAUCAUUUCAACAAUGCACACUGAAUCACAUUACCAUCGCCAACACGAUGGUAUCAGAAAUAUUCAUUUUUAUUUUACACGCUUUUAUUUAACUCACUCUGUUGUUAAUUGGUUCUUUAC